Lactuca virosa is the source of this 1445-nucleotide messenger RNA. The record is from the annotation of a GenBank genome assembly. Lineage: Eukaryota; Viridiplantae; Streptophyta; Magnoliopsida; Asterales; Asteraceae.
UCUCUCUCUCUCUCUCUCUCUCUCUCUCUCAGAUCCUAAACGACGACCUCCAAAAACCCUUUUGGUUUUUACCCUCUAAUUCCAUCUCUAGCCUCUUCAAUCUACUUUCUUAAUUUCUUUAAUAUAUUUACACAGAUUUGUCUCCUUGUGAGUCCUUCGGGAAAUAGGAUAUUAUGAGCUGUAAUAAGCUCCUGAUAUUCGACUGUAUACCCGCUUAAUUGUCUUCUUCUGCCAAUUGGGGUUUCCAUUCUUACAUGGCGAAGAGGGUCUACGAAGUCUGGAAAGGAAGAAAUAAAUUCUUUCUUGGAGGGAGGUUGAUUUUUGGUCCAGAUGCCAGGUCACUACCUGCUACAGUAUUGCUGAUUAUUGUCCCAGUUAUAACUUUUUGUAUAUUUGUUGGAAGACAUCUUCGCCAUCAGUUUCCAUCAUACAAUGCAGGAUCCACAAUCAUUGUUGCAGCAAUCCUUUUCACCAUCUUUGUAUUGGCCCUUCUCCUUCUUACAUCAGCCCGGGACCCAGGAAUCGUCCCCCGCAACUCACAUCCACCAGAAGAAGAAUUACGUUAUGACAACUCAGCAGCACACGAAAUAGGUGGAAGACAAACACCCAGUUUACAAUUCCCUCGAACCAAAGAAGUUAUGGUCAACGGGAUUUCUGUUAGGGUCAAAUACUGUGACACUUGCAUGCUUUACCGGCCCCCACGCUGCUCCCACUGUUCCGUUUGUAACAAUUGUGUCGAACGCUUUGACCAUCACUGCCCUUGGGUCGGUCAAUGCAUCGGAAUGAGGAAUUAUCGGUUCUUUUUUUUAUUUGUCUCGUCUGCAACGAUUCUUUGCGUAUACGUAUUUGCCAUGUCAGCGUAUUACAUGAAGGUUUUAAUGGAUGAUUACCAGAGUACUGUUUGGAGGGCAAUGAAAGAGUCUCCCGCAUCUGUAGCUCUCAUGGCGUAUUGUUUUAUUUCACUGUGGUUUGUUGGUGGGCUCACUGGGUUCCAUCUCUACCUUAUAAGUUCAAAUCAGACGACAUAUGAAAACUUCCGGUAUAGAGCGGACAACAGGUACAAUGUUUAUAACCGGGGAUGCGUAAACAACUUUCUAGAAGUUUUCUGCACGAAAAUAAAACCCUCCCGGAACAAGUUCCGGGCGGUGGUGCAAGAAGAAGUGCAGCGGCCGCCACCUCCGGCCACCACCCGGGAGGUCGCUGGAGAGGAGCCAGGGCCGGAGGAGCGGCGGAUGAAAGUGGAGGAUGAUCUUGAUAUCGGAGGAGAUUUAUUAAAGAUUUCUCAACGCCAUAACAUUGAAGAUAUUGAAUCAGCAGAUAUAAGAAAAGUUGAAAUGGAGAGGCGUGGGCGUGCUUCUUCUUUGCCACCUGGAACUGGAAGACAUUCGAGUUGGGAUUUGUCACCGGAAGUUGUUGCCAUGAAUUCAAAGGAACGCCACCAAUGA